This is a messenger RNA of Miscanthus lutarioriparius, 1992 nucleotides long. The record is from the annotation of a GenBank genome assembly. NCBI's taxonomy places the organism in Eukaryota, Viridiplantae, Streptophyta, Magnoliopsida, Poales, Poaceae.
AUGGCCCAGCGCUGGCGCCCGAGGGUGCGGCGGGACCCAGACCUGGACGAAGAUGGUUCCCCGCCUUCCCGGCAGCCGCGCCCCGGCGCCGGCGACGACAACGAGGACGACGACGAGCUGGGGAACGAGGACCUCAGCUUGGAGAUCCUCGCGCGCGCGCGGCGGAAGCGGCGCGGGGCGUCCGGCGUUGGGGCGCCCGGGUUCGCCGACCUGCUCUCGGUGUCCUCCGGCGACGAGGAGGUCGACGAGGACGCCGUGGUGGAGCUCGCUGAGGCGGAUGAGCCCCGGAGGAAGCAGAAGAAUAAGAAGGAGCGCCGGAAGCAGAGUAAGAAGCAUCGGAAGGAGGCGACCGAGGCUGCUGCGGCGGUGGCCGCCGUAGAGGAGGAAGAGAAGGAGGUUGGUAGCACCCAGGAGGGUCCAAUUGGGACAGCAGAAUCGGUGCUAACUGGAGAUGGGGCUGAUGUCCCUGCACCUGACAAUAUGGUUCUGCGGAAACUCCUUCGCAUACCAAGAUACUUUGAUCCUGGGGAAACUUUGUUGGAGACUUGCUUUAAUUGUAGCGAGGAAGGACAUGUAGCUGCAAACUGCCCAAUGGAAAAGCGGAAGAAGCCUUGCUUUGUUUGUGGGUUGUUCGGGCACAAUGCAAAGCAGUGCACGCAGGGUCAAGAUUGUUUCAUCUGCAAAAAAGGAGGCCAUAUGGCGAAAGACUGCCCUGAUAAGCACAAGAGAAAUGAUCAUCAAUUCACAUUAUGUUUAAGAUGUGGAGAAACAGGUCAUGAUAUGUUUGGAUGUACCAAUGAUUACCCACCAGAUGAUAUUGAGCAAAUAAGAUGCUACGUGUGUAAUCAGAAGGGCCAUCUAUGUUGUUCCGACUUCUCUGACAAUUGUCCGAAACAAAUUAGCUGUUAUAAUUGUGCUCAAUCUGGUCAUUCUGGUCUGGGAUGCGCCAAGCAACGCAGGGAAACUAGUGCUGUCACAACUCCAACCUUAUGCUACAAAUGUGGUGAGGAAGGUCACUUCGCACGUGGCUGCACAAAGAAUGCCAAGUCCGAUCGGUCGAAAGGCAAGUCAUCAUCACACAGUCGGAGGAAGGAAAAAUGGAAAAAGGAUCCCAGUGCUAGAUCAGCUCCUCAUGAUGCCCGUAAAACAAGCAAAAGGAAAAGCCCCCAUUUUGAGGAAAGAAUGGACACACCUCGUCAUAAAUCCAAAUCGAGAGGUCGGUGGACUGGUGGUGAUGAUCUACCAUUCAAGAAGUACAAAUCCAAUGGAUGCGGUUCCGCAUCUACUCCCAAGAAGUCUUACACAAAUCACCAAUUCUUGUCUGGUGAUGACUAUUUCACUCCCCAGUCUUCACGAAGGCACAACCAUGCUCUAUCGUCGGUGAUUGCUGACUCUAGACACUUCCAUAUGGGGGAAGGACAUAACACUGAAAUCAUUGUUGGAGAUCAGCCUGUUGAGGAACAGAACGUCAUUCUUCAAAAUGGCCACUGCAAAAUUGGUUCUCAGGGCAACAACUUACAAAUGGUGUGUGUUUCCCUCGUUGUCCGCCAGGAAAACAGUGGCAAGAACACUAAGAAAGGAAAGUGCAACACUCCUAUUUCAGUCAAGAACCUCAGAAGAAGCAGUCGACUGAACGCUGCUCUUGAUGGCCAUAAACUUGAACAAGCAUCCUCCUCAAAGGGUCCUACCACCAGAAGCAAGACUAAGGGCAAGAGAGUUGCUUCACAAUCUUCUCUCAUGGAUAAAAUUUUACUUCCUCAUACAUGCCCUGGCGUCAACUUUCCUGGCUUAUCUAACUUAAAGAAGUGUGCUGAAAUGGGUUGUGCUUACCCUGAAAUUCCUAUUGUUGAAAUUCAGAAGGUGGCAACCCAGAAGUACCGGAUCGCUCCUCCGGAGGUGACGGCAGAGCUACUCAUCUCAUCAAUAAUAGAGCUUGAAACCAAUGAAGGGAGGAGUAGCCAGGAGAACAUGCCACCAGUUAUUAAUGGAUAG